This is a messenger RNA of Paraphaeosphaeria sporulosa, 1648 nucleotides long. RefSeq names its product MFS general substrate transporter. The transcript has 4 exons. NCBI's taxonomy places the organism in Eukaryota, Fungi, Ascomycota, Dothideomycetes, Pleosporales, Didymosphaeriaceae. Gene Ontology annotation, biological process: transmembrane transport. The record is from RefSeq and is a predicted model, not a curated record. Gene Ontology annotation, molecular function: transmembrane transporter activity. Bases 110 to 1648 code for a protein of 512 amino acids. Gene Ontology annotation, cellular component: membrane.
CCAGCCGGUCGACAAUAAAGGACGGGCGUGUCCCUCCCUUGCGUCGCCAACUCGCUUUCCACUCCAACGGAAUCGCGAGUCGAUAACGCAAGAGCACCGAAUCGGACACAUGGCGACCGCGACAGACGACAUGAAGGUUGGAGCUGGGGGUCAGGAAAGUAAGAUUGAUGAUGUGGGAGAGAAAAGAGAGGUGUCAGAUAGCGAGCUUGAAGCAACAGCCAUUGAUUAUGACGGGCCAGAAGCCCGUCGAAUUCUGGCCAAAGUAGAUUGGAGACUGGUGCCGGUAUUGUCGCUCCUGUACCUGGUCGCCUUUAUCGAUAGAAGUAACAUUGGAAAUGCGAAGGUCGCAGGGUUGACAAGCGACCUGAACAUGCAUGGACUACAGUACAACACUGCAGUAACGCUGUUCUUCGUGCCAUAUACGCUACUCGAAGUUCCAAGCAAUAUUGUACUAAAGUUGAUGCGACCAAGCCGAUGGAUCGCGAUCUUAAUGCUCGCGUGGGGCCUGGUCAUGACGCUGAUGGGCUUGAUAACCAGCUAUGGAGGCCUCCUUGCUGGAAGGUUCUUCUUAGGUGUGGCUGAGUCCGGUUUUUUUCCCGCUGCGACUUUCCUUUUGACACUCUGGUAUCGCCGAUACGAAGUGCAGCGUCGCAUGGCUGUCUUCUACGUUGCUGCGUCGCUUUCGGGUGCGUUCUCUGGUCUACUGGCUUUUGCCAUCCAGAAACUCGACGGAUAUGAUGGCCGAGAAGGCUGGCAGUGGAUUUUCAUCAUCGAAGGCCUGAUUCCUGUUGGGUUAUCUCUCAUCAUCUGGAAGGUCCUUCCCGAUUCGCCGGAGACAGCUAGCUUCUUGACACAGACGGAACGUGACUUCCUCGUACGAAGACUCGCCGAGGAAACAGGAAGCGGUCACGGCAGGGUUACCAACCAAGAUAAGAUGGGCAAGAAGUUCGUCAUUGCAGGACUGUCUGAUUGGAAGGUUUGGGCUGCCGUUGUAAUAUUCUGGGGGAACACGGUAGGCGUGUACGGCUUCACAGCGACCGUACCCACUGUGAUCAAUGGACUCGGCUAUUCAGCGGCGAACGCGCAGCUCCUCACGAUCCCUAUCUACGUCUUCGCCUCUAUUAUGACAAUCAUAUUUGCAUGGUGGUCCGACAAGGUCCAGACACGAUCGCCCUUCAUCAUUGCCGGGUUCUCGAUUGCCUGCUGCGGGUUCAUCGCCCAGUUGGCGAUUCCACAUCCGAAAUAUCCUGGCCUUACGUAUGGUUUUCUAUUCCCGGUGGCAGGUGGACUAUACUGCCCUUUCAUCAUCCUCGUUUCGUGGAUCGCAAAUUCACUGGCACCGUCCAGCAAGCGAGCAGUUGGUAUGGCGUUGUUGAUUAGUGUUGGAAACAUGGGAGGUAUCAUGGGCAGCAACAUCUAUCUGGAGCGGGAAAAACCAAAGUACAAGACAGGUUUCGGGGUGUCAUUUGCUAUGUGCUGUGGAUCGGUCCUCAUGACUUUGGUGCUCAGGUGGGCCUACCAGAGAGAGAACCAUAAGCGCGAAGCGCUAUUGAGGGAGCACGGCGAAGAUGCGAUCCGAGCACGGUACUCGGACACGGAGAUGUUGGACUUGGGCGACAAGAGUCCUUUUUUCAGAUACACUCUAUGA